This is a messenger RNA of Dioscorea cayenensis subsp. rotundata (Guinea yam), 452 nucleotides long. RefSeq names its product ubiquitin-like. The record is from RefSeq and is a predicted model, not a curated record. NCBI's taxonomy places the organism in Eukaryota, Viridiplantae, Streptophyta, Magnoliopsida, Dioscoreales, Dioscoreaceae. Gene Ontology annotation, cellular component: nucleus; cytoplasm. Gene Ontology annotation, molecular function: ubiquitin protein ligase binding; protein tag activity. The transcript has 2 exons. The coding region runs from base 34 to 345 and encodes 103 amino acids. Gene Ontology annotation, biological process: modification-dependent protein catabolic process; protein ubiquitination.
UUCAUCUGUCUUCUCUUCUCUCAUCUCUCCAAGAUGCAUAGGAUGAUGGUGCCUCUUUUGGGUGGGAUGAUGACCAUCUAUAUAAGGACACUGACUGGGAAGAGCAUCCAACUGCAAGUAGAGAAUUCAGACACCAUCUUGAAUAUCAAACACAAGAUCAAAGAGAAACAGGACAUUGCCAUUGAAGAACAGAGGCUUGUCUUUUCUGGGAAGCAGCUUGAGGAUGAUUGGACUUUGGCUGACUACCAAAUUCAGAGUGGUUCCACUAUAUAUCUUGUUCUCCGACUGCGCGGUGGUGGUGGUGGUGCUGCCGCUGCAGCUACUGCUCUUGUCCUCUAUAUCUGAUCAUGUUUAUUAUGCAUAGAUAUGCUUGUCUUUAAUCCGUCAGUUAGAUUAAUAUUAGUAUAUGUUUAGUUGAUUGUUCUCUUGAUUAGUAAGUGCGUACAAACUAA